Messenger RNA from Lactuca sativa (garden lettuce), 1897 nucleotides. It is a transcript of the gene AAE3, whose product is annotated as AMP-dependent synthetase and ligase family protein. Lineage: Eukaryota; Viridiplantae; Streptophyta; Magnoliopsida; Asterales; Asteraceae. Gene Ontology annotation, molecular function: medium-chain fatty acid-CoA ligase activity. Gene Ontology annotation, biological process: fatty acid metabolic process. The record is from RefSeq and is a predicted model, not a curated record.
UAUUCUUCUAUAUAUUACACCCUUCCCCUCUUCCCGUUCUCAUCUAAAACCCCUUUUGCUUAUCUUCAUUUUCAAUUCAUAUUUUUUUUUUUUGACAAUGGAGACUUUAACCGGAUUACUGAAACACGUCGCCGACAAAUUUCCCGAUCGCCGUGCUAUCUCCGUCUCCGGCAAAUUCGAUAUCACCCACUCUCGUCUUAAUCAUCUCAUCGAGCAUGCAGCUUCGUCGCUUGUGGCUGCCGGUGUCAAACCCGGCGAUGUCGUCGCCCUCACGUUUCCCAAUACCAUCGAGUAUGUGAUCAUGUUUUUGGCCGUCAUCCGGGUGAAAGCCACCGCAGCACCGCUUAAUCAAGCUUACACCGCCGAUGAGUUCGAGUUUUACUUAUCGGACUCUGAAUCAAAACUCUUAUUGACCGCUAAGGAGGGAAUCGAGGCGGCCGAAAUCGCGGCGUCAAAGAUCGGAAUCCCUCACAUAACAGCGACUUUGAACGACGUUGAAUCAGGUAUCAAGCUCUCCGCCGCGUCAGAAUCUAGCUCCGAUUUCACCGCCUUGAAAAUCGUCAACGAGCCAUCUGACGUCGCACUUUUCCUUCACACUUCCGGCACCACCAGCCGCCCCAAAGGUGUGCCACUGACUCAACUCAACUUAGCCUCUUCCGUCAACAACAUAAAAUUCAUUUACAAACUCACUGAAUCCGACUCCACCGUCAUCGUCCUCCCUCUGUUCCACGUCCACGGCCUACUCGCCGGAUUACUAAGCUCUUUCGGCGCCGGAGCCUCCGUCACCCUCCCAUCCGCCGGGCGUUUCUCCGCCUCAACUUUCUGGUCAGACAUGAUCAAAUACAAUGCCACCUGGUACACCGCCGUCCCCACCAUCCACCAAAUCAUACUCGACCGCCACCUAUCCAAACCCGAACCCACAUACCCAAAACUCCGAUUCAUCCGAAGCUGCAGCGCGUCACUCGCGCCGUCCAUAUUAGCUCGGCUUGAAGAAGCCUUUCACGCGCCGGUUCUCGAAGCCUACGCCAUGACCGAAGCCACCCAUCUCAUGUCGUCCAACCCAUUACCGGAAGACGGCCCGCACAUUCCCGGGUCAGUCGGAAAACCCGUGGGUCAAGAAAUGGCAAUAUUGGAUGAAAACGGCGUAGAACAAAAAGCCGGCGAAAAUGGCGAAGUUUGUAUUCGGGGCCCGAAUGUGACAACCGGGUAUAAAAACAACCCGGAAGCUAACAAAUCCGCAUUUUUAUUCGGGUGGUUUCAUACAGGUGAUAUCGGGUAUUUUGACUCCGAUGGAUAUCUGCAUCUAGUGGGCCGAAUCAAGGAAUUGGUCAACAGAGGAGGAGAGAAAAUAUCACCAAUCGAGGUGGAUGCUGUCCUAUUAUCGCAUCCAGAUGUUGCACAAGCUGUUUGUUUUGGUGUGCCCGAUGACAAAUAUGGCGAAGAGAUAAAUUGUGCUGUGAUACCUAGAGAUGGAUCGGGUCUUGAUGAGGACGAGGUUUUAAGAUUCUGUAAGAAGAAUUUAGCGGCGUUUAAGGUUCCUAAGAAGGUGUUUAUUACGGAUUCUGUUCCAAAGACGGCUACAGGGAAGAUUCAGAGGAGGAUUGUGGCAGAACAUUUUCUCACGCGUAUCUCAACUGCUAAAGUCCCGAAAUUUGGAGCUUAAAUUCAUUUAGGGUUUAAGGAAAAAUAUAAACAUGUGAUCAUGGAAAAUGUUGAGUUGAUUCUUUGAAUCGGUUAUUGUAGCAUUUGGAGUUGUUUCAACUUAGAAUAUUGAGCUCUGGUGUCUGUGUAAUUUGUUCUUUGGUGAUGAAAAGAGUUUAUGGUAUGUUCUUGACUCUUGAAUUACAAUUGAAAAAGAACAGAAAAAAAAUAAAUAUGAUAGUUGUGACUUGUGACA